ACAUCAAUAAACCUUUGAGUAACUUUCAGUAAAUUAACAUCAUCCAGAACUUGUGCAUCUAUAUCACCACAAAGUCGACACCAGGUUUUGUAGUUUGCUGACAUUUUUGUGUAAUUAAAGGUACGGCUGAGACUUAAUGUUAUUGUAGACACAAAAUUAACUGUUUUUCAUCAAGUUUGCUAAUAUUUUGAGGAUCUGAGAAUUUUAAGGCUGAUUUAAAUGACCAAAUUAAAGAUAUUGACUCCAAAUUAAGCUGAAAUGUCAAACAAUUGACUUCAAAAAGGCUUAAAAAUUAAAUUUUGCUUGACUUUUUCUUGUUUACAAAAGUUUUUAUGUUGCAACUGUUUUGAUGAAUAUUUUGUGAGAAUUGAGAGAGUUGCAAUGAAAUGAGAGGAACUGAGAGAAUUGAGGCAAGAAGUUACAGUCCCCUUGUUUACAACAUAAGCUCCAAAUAAUAAGAUUUUUUAACAAGUUGUCAAAAAAACAUGAAAUAAACCAAAAAAUCUGAUUUUUAUGCAAAAAGUUGAAAGUUUUAAAAGAAGAGCAUCAAUUCGAGAGAUUUAAGGAACAAUUUGAAAGAUUGACGAUGGAUUUGUCACAAAAUAUGCAUCAAGAAGUUCACAGCAACCUGUUUCAGUGAAGAAAGCAUUGUUAAAAAUCAAAAUAAGCUUUAAAGUUUGUUCAAAAUAUUAGAAAAAUUCAUGAAAAAAGAAACUCAGCUUGAAGAAUCAGUUUAAACACAAGAACAACAAGAUAAAUCAUCAAUCAGACCAAUCAAAAAUCAAGGAUCAUCAAAAAUCCAAGAAUACAUCAUCAUUCACCAACAAGAAGCUUUAAUCACUUAAGUCCGAUCAAAUAUUCAAUUCUGGAGAUUCUCUUCCAAACCAACGUCAGCUCAUUCUUACCAAUUGCUCCUCAUCUAAACCAACAGCUGCAAAUCAACUCCAAAGACCAACAGUCAUCACCAAAGCUCAAGAAAUCUCAAAAUUCCAUUCAAAACAUUUCAUUAGUUCCACAAACAACCCUCAAUUCUAUUAAUAAGGCUGUCCAAAACCCAACUCCAACCAACAAUGGAGAGCAUAAUCUACGGCAUCGAAUUCCAAGCACGAAGCCUCGUAUCUCAACAAGAUGCUGAAGAAAUUCGCUUCUUUAUCGGAACUCAAAUGAUCAAUGGAAAGAAUCAAAUUCAUCUCUUAGAAGUUGACGAUGACAACAACAAAUUAAAGACAAAGACAUUUUCACAUGAACAAGGUGAAAUUUGGAAAUUGACAAGUUGUCCGACUGACAAGCUGCUUGCAUCUGUUUACAGCAGUAAUUUAGUGAUGAAAUCAGCUGUGCUGAAAAUUCCUGAAAAUGUCUUUCUUGAUCCGUCUGUUGAGACAUUGGACUUUGAGGAUGUUGAAGUGCUUGACACGGAACCGCAUGGAACUGAGAUAAAAACGACUGAAUUUCAUCCAACAAACACGAAUGUUCUGGCGACAGUCAUUGACUCAAAAGUGCUGAUUUUUAAUCGUGCUGAGGCGAAAUCUCAAGUUGUGGCUGAAAUUACGAGUAAAAAUUCAGCAAAAUUUGCAGGCGGGAAGUGGAACAACUCUAAUCAGUUUGUAGUCAUGCAUGAGAAUGGUGUUAAGAGCUAUGACACUAGGGAGAGUAAUCAUGUAGCUUGGGAGAUACCUAAUGCUCAUAUUCAGCCGGUUCGAGACUUGGAUGUGAAUCCUAAUAAGGCAUUUACUAUUGCGACUGUUGGGGAUGACUGCACAUUGAAGAUUUGGGACAUCCGGAACAACAAAACUCCAGUGUUCUCAAGACGCGAUCAUCAACACUGGAUCUUCUCAGUUUCAUUUAACAAAUUUCAUGAUCAAUUGAUUCUCACGAGUGGAAGUGAUGGAAAAGUGUUGUUGACUUGUGCUGCAUCUUGCAGUUCUGAGACAAAUGUGUCGACCAUGUCGAGAGAUAUGAAGGAAAAGGAUGAUGAUGGCGAUGAUGAUGAUAUUGAGGAAGAGUUCCAGUUGAAAACUAGGAAGAGUCAACUUAAGGAUGGAGUUUUGGAGAAGUUUGAACAGCAUGAGGACUCAGUCUAUUGUGCAGAAUGGUGCAGUGCUGAUCCAUGGAUAUUCUGUUCAUGCUCUUGGGAUGGACGUGUUGUUGUGUCAAGAAUCCCAAAAAAAUAUAAAUAUCAAAUUUUGCUGUAGAUUUAUCUUAUUUUACUAAAUUAUAUUGAAACU
This is a messenger RNA of Chironomus riparius, 2225 nucleotides long. Lineage: Eukaryota; Metazoa; Arthropoda; Insecta; Diptera; Chironomidae. The record is from the annotation of a GenBank genome assembly.